This is a messenger RNA of Nezara viridula (southern green stink bug), 2614 nucleotides long. The record is from the annotation of a GenBank genome assembly. Lineage: Eukaryota; Metazoa; Arthropoda; Insecta; Hemiptera; Pentatomidae.
CUCGCUUCGGAAUGUGUUGAGUUGAAUAAUGCGGAUUCUAAAGUGGAGCGAAAUAUUGUAUUUGACAUUAAUGCGUUUCUUUACUAAGCGUAAUUGUGAAUUGUUCCCAGAAGUUUAGGUUCUGUAAAGGUGACAAGUGAGAUCUGGUUCGAGAUCUCAACUCUACUUCAACCGGUGUAUUUAGGGUGGGGGAAGGACACGUUUCAACUGAAGGUUCCAAGCAUUGUUAUAGUGGUUGAACUGUUAUUGUCAAAAAGUUCUCACCAAUACUCUGUGUACCGUUCAUAAUUGAUUUUUUAAUGAUUAUGUUCUUUUAAUUGUUAUAAAAUGCGUGUCAUUCUGUUUAAAAAGAAAAAUUUAUUCAAGAUGUUUGUUUCAGUGUUACUAUUAAUUCCAAUAUUAUGUUUGUUAUAUGUUAAAUCCAAUGAAAAUCUUCAAACUGCUAUUGCCAGUAAACAGAUUAUGAUUCAAGAAAGCGCAGAUCCUGUAUUUGUCAAUGAAUUAGGAAAUUUCGAACCUCCUGAAACUCCGCCUAGAGUAGGUCCUGGAGAAGGUGGCAAACCUCAUUAUCUCAGAAGUGAUCAGCAAAAUGAAGAAAAAGCAUCGCUUACAGAAUACGGCAUGAAUAUGAAGUGCUCUAAUGAAAUUUCACUCAACAGGUCCAUUCCUGAUCUGAGAUUACCUGAGUGUAAACAUUGGAAUUACCCUGAACAUUUACCAAAGACAAGUGUAAUCUUGGUUUUUCACAAUGAAGGAUUUUCAGUUUUAAUGAGGACUGUUCACAGUGUUAUUAAUAAUACCCCUAAACAGUUCCUUGAAGAAAUUUUAUUGGUCGAUGAUUACAGUAAUAAAGAUGAUUUAAAAGAUAAACUUGAUAAGUAUAUUGAACGAUUCAAUGGUAAAGUACGUAUGCUGCGUAAUAAAGAGAGAGAAGGGUUGAUUAGAACGCGGUCACGUGGCGCCCGAGAAGCUCGAGGAGAGGUUAUUGUCUUCCUGGAUGCUCAUUGUGAGGUUAAUCUAAAUUGGCUUCCUCCUCUCCUUGCUCCAAUUAAAAAAAAUAGAUCAACUAUGACAGUUCCGGUGAUCGAUGGAAUAGACCACCAGACAUUUGAAGUCCGUCCAGUAUAUCAAGAGGGUCAUCAUUUCAGGGGUAUUUUCGAAUGGGGUAUGUUAUACAAGGAAAACGAACUUCCUAAAAGAGAAGCUGACACCCGUGAGCAUCAUUCGGAGCCUUACAGAUCUCCCACUCACGCAGGAGGUCUUUUUGCAAUCAAUAGAGAGUACUUUUUGGAAAUAGGUGCUUAUGAUCCUGGCCUUUUGGUUUGGGGCGGAGAGAAUUUUGAAUUAUCAUUCAAGAUUUGGCAGUGUGGAGGAAGUAUUCUGUGGGUUCCUUGUUCAAGAGUGGGCCAUGUUUAUCGUGGUUUUAUGCCUUACAAUUUCGGGAAACUUGCAAGGAAUAAAAAAGGAUCAUUAAUUACUAUUAACUAUAAGAGAGUAAUUGAAACUUGGUUCGAUGACAAGUAUAAAGAAUUUUUUUAUACAAGAGAACCGCUUGCAAGGUAUUUGGAUGAAGGAGAUCUAACUGAGCAGAGAGCAUUAAAAGAAAAACUGCAGUGCAAAGACUUCAGUUGGUUCAUGGAAAAUAUAGCAUAUGACGUCCUCGACAAGUUUCCAGAAUUACCUAAGAAUAUUCAUUGGGGAGAGAUGAAGAACUCUGCGACACAGACUUGUAUGGAUACCAUGGGCCAAGCCGCCCCUACAUUAAUGAGCCUUUCUUAUUGUCACGGCCAUGGAAAUAAUCAGCUAGUUCGUCUGAAUGCAAAAGGACAACUGGGGAUUGGAGAGAGGUGUAUUGAUUCCGACUCAUCAGGUAUCAAGCUUGUCUUUUGUCCGUUAGGAUCAGUGAGUGGACCUUGGCAAUAUGAUGAGGAUACACAUGUCCUGUAUCAUAAACAGAAAAGGAAAUGUAUGGCUGUUCAUCCCCAAAGUCAGCACCUUUCCCUGGCACCUUGCGACACUGUCAAUACGUACCAACAGUGGAUAUUCCGGGAGGUACAGCCUACUUAAGAUGAAGGAAUGAGAAAUAAAUCAAAAGACAUGUGCCUGUAAAAUGAAUGACAGCGAUUCAGAACUGCUGUAAUUUUGGACAUUCCUCUGCAACAUAUCAAUUGACCUUAACAAAUAUUCGAAUAAUUCAUCUUAAACAUAUUUAUUGUUAGUGUUAAUUAUUUCAAUUAUUAAAAAAUAUAUUUAUAAGUAUAUGUCAAAAACAGUUUUAUUUUUAUUUUUAUUCUAGUUUAAUAUAAUAAAUUUGAUCUUCCGUUUGGAAUGAUUGCAAUCUAUUGGUCUUAGCCAAAAAUUAAUUAUUGUUCUGUUAAAUUUUAAUUUUUAUCACACAUACUUCUUCAAGAACUAAAAUAUAUAAUAUCGUUUAUGUAUAUAUAUUGGAGAAGUAUGCUUGUUUAUAUAUGUUUCACAUUUUACUGUAUUCUGUCUCUCUAUAUCUAUCUCCAAAUUUUAAUUUUAAUAAACUUUGUGAAAUGCCAAUUUUUUAAAAUUAUUUUUUAUAUAAGCAUAAAUAAAACAUGAAAACUAAUACAUUUACACUCAGAAG